UGGCAGCUGCGCUUUUUCCUUUUCUUCAACUUGUUCUUUAUAUACAAUUAAUAAGAACCAAGGAAGCAACAGAGAGACGGAGAUCAGAGAUCAGAGAUCAGAGAGAGAAUGGUUGGACCUGGGAGGCCACAGUUUGUGUUGUUCGGCUCAUCGAUAGUACAGUUCAGUUACACUGCAGAAGGAUGGGGCGCUAUUCUCACUGACAUCUACUCUCGCAAGGCAGAUGUUUUUGUGCGAGGAUACAGUGGUUGGAAUUCCAGGCGAGCUCUCCAAGUACUUCAUAAAAUUUUUCCCAUGGAAGCAGCUGUUCAGCCUUCGCUGGUGAUAGUCUAUUUUGGUGGUAAUGAUUCGAUGCGUCCUCACCCAAGCGGCCUGGGUCCUCAUGUGCCUCUUCCUGAAUAUAUUGAAAACAUGAGGAAGAUUGCUACACAUCUCAAAAGCCUUUCCGAGAAGACACGCAUAAUCUUUCUUACUGCUCCUCCAGUGAAUGAGGCAAUGAUCCAUGAAUUCACAGGAAAUAAAUUUGAUGAGUAUGGUCGGACAAAUGAGGCCUGCCAAAGAUAUUCGAAAGCUCUAAUAGUGAUGUGCCAUGAGAUGGAUAUCAAGGUUGUUGAUCUUUGGACAGCAAUUCAGGGAUGCGAUGAUUGGUUGACAGCUUGCUUCACGGAUGGAAUCCAUUUAUCAACCGAGGGCAGCAAGAUUGUCGUGCAGGAAAUCUUGACGGUCCUCAAGGAGGCCGACUGGGAGCCGAGCCUGCACUGGAAGUCAGUCCCAACUGAAUUUGCCGAGGAUUCGCCAUAUGAUCUUGUCGGUCCUGAUGGUAAGACCACUAUAAAUGUAUCUGAGACCAACUUUCACUGGGAGAACGAGUGGGAUUAAAGUCUUGGGGCAUAAUCCUGAAAGCUGAAUGGUCCCAAAAAAGGAUUUUCAUAUUUGCUUGCUUCCCACCGCAUAAGAGGAUGCAAAAUCCUUGUGUUGUCAGUCCUCGUAGUAGAGCAUCAUAGGUCUUGUUUUUCUGGUUAUGCAAAUGGAAUGAACUGAAUUGGAACUGAUCAGAUUUUGCUUUCUGGUAAUCAAAAUAACUGCAACGGUGGCUCGUCCUUGCUAUUUCUAGGAAA
Diospyros lotus (date-plum) is the source of this 1118-nucleotide messenger RNA. RefSeq names its product GDSL esterase/lipase WDL1-like. The record is from RefSeq and is a predicted model, not a curated record. The transcript is spliced from 6 exons. NCBI's taxonomy places the organism in Eukaryota, Viridiplantae, Streptophyta, Magnoliopsida, Ericales, Ebenaceae. Bases 109 to 879 code for a protein of 256 amino acids.